AUGGGUUCGAAGAUCUUCCUUGACAAUAUGAUUCGCGAUGUUGUUACUUAUACAGAGCAUGCUAUGAGAAAGAUUGUCCUUGCUAUGGAUGUUGUUUAUGCUCUUAAGAGGCAAGGUUGCACUUUGUAUGGGUUUAGUGGGUUAGGGUUUUUUGUUAUAUUUCCUAAGAGUAAUACCCCUAACAUAGAUGUUAGUCGGUACAUGUUGUACAAACAACUUUUGAUGAGAAGUGAAGAAAUGAGAAGAAUGAGAGAUGAUGAUCUGUGGAUUCGAUUGGGUCGGAGAAGGAAGAAUAAUGAAGAUGGUGGUUUAUGGGAAAUUGAAAUGGAAAGCAAAAGGAGAAGAAUGAUGAAGCCAUUGGUAAGGGUUAGGGUUGUUUUAAUUUGA
Molecule: messenger RNA, 387 nt
Organism: Dovyalis caffra
Lineage: Eukaryota; Viridiplantae; Streptophyta; Magnoliopsida; Malpighiales; Salicaceae
Source: the annotation of a GenBank genome assembly